This is a messenger RNA of Emiliania huxleyi CCMP1516, 3156 nucleotides long. RefSeq lists its product as hypothetical. The record is from RefSeq and is a predicted model, not a curated record. Gene Ontology annotation, molecular function: DNA ligase activity; protein binding. Bases 1 to 3156 code for a protein of 1051 amino acids. The transcript has 11 exons. Lineage: Eukaryota; Haptophyta; Isochrysidales; Noelaerhabdaceae.
AUGCCGGUGGUCAGCGUGCUUCAACACGGCUCGAGCCGGAAGCUCGACCUUGUCUUCCCACGGCGCAGGCAGGCAGAUAGAGGGAAGCAGCACACGCCGCCAGCAGCACACGACGCCGAGUGCUGGGACUGGGACUGGGAUGAGGUGUCUGUCGCCCGCUCCGCCGUCGAUCCCGACGGCUUUGGGUUGGUGGUGCGUGAGGGUGGCGCGGUGGACUGGUCGCGCCUCGAUCGCCCCGUGCUGCUCCCCUUCGUCGGCCGUGCCACCGAGGUGGAGGACAGCCUCUCGGCGCGAGCGUUGAACUGCAUCCUGCACGGGGCCUUUGACGUCGUCCCCUUCUCUGCGCUGCCGUGCGGCUCCGGGUGUCGGUUUGUGCUCAACGGAAUCUUCCUCGAGAGCGUGGCUGCCGGCGAGUCGUGCCACCUCAAGACGGCGGCGCUGCCGCCCGAGACGCAGGUGGUGCAGGUGCCGCUCUGCGACCGCACCGAGGGCGGCGGCGGCGUCGUCUCCAUCGAGCGCAAAGACCGGGCUGUCGUCUACCUGCUCCAGGCGCACGCCGCAGUGCUGCUGCACAUCCCGCCGCACAUCUUUGCCGUGCUGCAGUGCCACACCGACCACCAUCACGCCGACCGCAGCUUUGCGACGCACGUGCUUGAGUACCGGCGCCACGCCGCGUCCGUGAUGAUCGUCAACGCGCACCCCGUGUACGGCUGCGCCGCCUACGCCGCCGGCGCAAUCAACGAGCCCACCCCCCACGCCCCGCCGACGUUCGAGGUGCGCCAGCUCGCGCUCACCCUCGCCCCGGAGCAGGACGGAGAGGCGCUGCAGCACUGGCGAGCCUUUGCCGCCGCCUUCCCCGACGUGCUCGACUCUGGCAACGCGCCCUUCUUCUACAACACCCACUACCUGCGCACGUACGACUCGUGGGGCUACAUCGGCACCCCGUCGGCGGUGCGCCUCCCGCCGGACACCUUCGCUCGCGACGAUGCGCUCGCCGCCGCGCCGUGGCCCAAGUGCGCGGCUGGCUGGUGGAACCCGUUCGCGCAGCCGCUGGGGAGGGCCGAGGACCGGCGCGAGAUUGUGGCGGCGCGGCGCCGGCUCAACGAGAAGGGGCAGGGCACCCACCUCCACCGCUCCGGGCCGGUCGUGGCGGGCGGACAGUGGAGAGACGACUUCACCGACUACGAGUGGGAGGUGGGCGGGGUCGGGCGAGGCGACGGGGCUCGAGGCGCCGCCGCGGAGGAGGGCGGCUCGGCGGCAUCCCCCUCGGGCGACGCGCGGCGCACCCCCGCGAAGCGAGCCUCCGCGGAGAGCGCGCACGGCGGUCACUCCUCCUGCGACGACACGGCAGGGAACACGAGCGGCGCGAGCGCUCUUCUCGAAAACGUCGUGCUCGAACUCACCGCCGGCGGUUCCGCUGCCGAGGACGGCCAGCUUCGCAUCGGCGACAUUAUUCUCUCGGUGGACGGGGUGCCGCUGGCAGGCCGCCGGCUGAGGGAGCUUCUCGUCGAGUUGCCGCGGCUUGCCGUGCACUCUUUCGUCGUGCGGCGCGGCGAGGAGGCGUCGGCGCCGACGCCGCCCACGGAGGGCCUCCCGCCGACAGCGGCGCCGGCGCCGAUGUGGGAUGACGACGAUGGCCCAGCACCCGCGGCUGCCGAUCCAUUGACGGGCGUGCCGACGGUCUUUCUGGCGCCCACUGGGACGCGCUUCAAGACCUUCCUCGACGUGUCCCGCCUCGAGCGCUGCUCCGAGCUCUGCGCCCUCGCCGCCGCAAAGUGGCAAGAGUGCACGGGCGUGCUGCUCCGAGCGGCGAUUGCCGGGGAGCGCGAGAGGGGCGACGCCGCCCGCAGGCUGGCGGUGGGCGAGGCCGUCGCUGCGUGCGAGAGGGAGCGCGAGAUCGAGCGCAAGGCUGCGAUCGAGGCCGCAGUGGCGCAGGCGGAGCGGAAGGCGAGUGUGAUGAUUGCGCGCGCCGAGCAGACGACGGAGGCGCGGGUGACGGCGCAGUGGCAGUCGGGCGCGAGCCGGAUGCGCGACGACUCGGCGGAGGCACUCGCGCGGGUGGAGCGCGCCCGGGAGGCGAGCGCGGAGGCGGCGGCGGCGGCGCAGGAGAAGCUGGACGGGGCCAGGGCCGAGUGCGCCGCCCUGCACACGAGGCUGGAGAAGGAGGAGCGCCUCAAGGCGGAGCGCGAGAAGCACUUUGCGGCCGAGCUGGAGGCGGCUGUCGCCGAGCGGUCGCGCCAGGACGCGCCCGCGCGCGAGAGAGCAGUUCGCGAGGCGGUGGUGGCGGCCGAGCGGCGCGGCAAGGUCGAGCUCGAGGCAGCUCUGGUCAAGGCGCGCGAGGCCGAGCGCGUGGCGCUGAGCCAGCAGCUCGAGGAGGCGAUCGGCAGCAAGCAGGCGCGCCGCGGGGCGUGUGCGGCGGGCCCCCGCUCCCACCCUCGGUCCCUCGCCGCCUGCGCGGAGGCGGACGAGGCGCGCGCAGAGGGCUACGCCCGCGGCUGUGCCGAGACGACGGCGGCGCUGCUCGGCGGGGGCGGGGACGAGGGGAAGGUCACGGCUUCGUCCGCCGAGCGCUCGUCGUCCGCCGAGCGCUCGUCGUCCGCGGGCGCCGAGCGGGCUCCUCCUGCGGGCGGCGUCGAGCGGGGAAGAGCCCUCGACUUGGCCCUCGCCUCGGGGGACGACUGGCCGCUGCACCCCGGCUCCGCCCCGCAGGCAACCGACGCGGGAGAAGGCUCGGGGCGGCCGCCCGACGCUACUGCGCCGCGGCGGAGGGACGGGGCGGCUUCGCACAAAGAGGACGACCCGGGGCAGCGUCGCGAGUCGGCGGCGCGGGAGGUUGCGGCAGCAGUUGAGCUCGGACGUCGUGAAGCAGCAGCAGGUCGAGCGGAGCCGGCGGCGCGCGAGCCGGCGAGGGGGUCGGCGCGGGAGUCGUCGCUGCCAACGGGUCGCGAGUGGGAGGCGCGGCUGCAGGCGCGCCGGGCCUUUGAGGCGACGCGUCCGAGCCACGCGAGCGGCGGCAGCCGCACCGCCUCCGGCGUGGGCCGCGGCUCGCCGGCGACCGCCUCUCGCCUCGUGGGCGCGCUCAAGCAGGCGCUCGACGAAGGAGCUGGCGACGAGGGCGAGGCGGUCUCAGAAGCCCCCACUGUGGAGUUCCUGUGA